This is a messenger RNA of Helianthus annuus (common sunflower), 992 nucleotides long. Its product is annotated as nucleoid-associated protein At4g30620, chloroplastic. Lineage: Eukaryota; Viridiplantae; Streptophyta; Magnoliopsida; Asterales; Asteraceae. The transcript has 8 exons. Bases 114 to 674 code for a protein of 186 amino acids. The record is from RefSeq and is a predicted model, not a curated record. Gene Ontology annotation, molecular function: DNA binding.
CCACAACCAAAAGAUGAAGAAAUAAUAAUAAAAAAGAAAUCUUUUAUUGUUGUUACCAAACCUCUAUCUAUCUAUCCUCCGUCUGCUGCAUCGUUGUCCUCCAAACCCCUAAAAUGGCAUCAUCAUCAGCCACUACUUUCACACCUCAGAUUUCCAACUUUAAUGGCUUGGCCUCUUUCCAAAAACUAUGUCUAAAACCAAAUUCAGUUGGUAUGAGGACCGCGUCUCAGCAUGGUCAUCUGAGGCUUGUUUAUAAUCGCCGAUCCAUUGGUGUGUUCGCCCUGUUCGGAGGAGGAAAGAAGGAUAAUGACAAGGAUGAUGGAAAGGCAGGAGUUUUCGGAAACAUGCAAAAUUUGUACGAGACGGUAAAGAAGGCGCAGAUGGUUGUCCAAGUUGAGGCAGUGCGCGUGCAAAAAGAACUUGCUGCAGCUGAGUUUGAUGGUUAUUGUGAAGGCGAGCUAGUGAAGGUAACACUCUCUGGGAAUCAACAACCUGUACGCACAGAAAUUACCGAGGCUGCAAUGGAACUGGGUUCAGAAAAACUUUCACUUCUGAUUACUGAAGCAUAUAGGGAUGCCCAUCAAAAAAGUGUCCAGGCGAUGAAAGCACGGAUGGGUGAUCUUGCUCAGAGCUUAGGAAUGCCACCUGGCCUCGGUGACCAGCUCAAGCAAUAAUCCAUUCCUCUUUUGCAGUCAUCCUCCAGAAAGCUGCAGUUUUGUAGACUAACUGUGUGAAAAGGUUUCCAGAUAAGAAUGAAGAAAACAGGGGCCAACCAAGAAAUUUUCGAUAUUGUAAAGGAACAAAAAGCCGUUUGUCUUGCUCUUUCUUUGUUAUUUAUCUCUUUAGCCAUUCGUCGUUUGAACAAAACGACGAUCGUUCAAGGAAGUGUAUGCGGCUUUAAUUAUGUUAAUCGAUGAUCGAAACAUGUGCUCAUUUGUACUGCAACAUACCGAAAGUUUCCUUUUAUUUAUCGAUGAUCCAGAUAUUUAGUA